GUUAUGUCGUUGUAUUUUGCUUUUCUAUUGACAUUACAUUACUUCCAUCCAACUGUUACCACAAAUCGUCAAAGUGUCGUAAAGCUGCGAGGUGAAAGGUCAGAUUUUGGUAUGCAGCGCGCAUAGCGGAAUCCUGUGCUGUUGGGAGCUGCUGUUAUUCCGGAAAACUGCAUCAAUUCUCCAGGUCCCUGUCCUGAACUCUGCAGCCGACAGACACCAACAAGCCAGGAAUACCAGCGGACACCACCACCAUUCCGCACUCCUACGCACGGAAAAGUUGGAAGUGCUUCGUCUGUUGAAGCUGUUCAGAGGUCCUCAAGUUCAGACUAGCGCUAGCCUGAACCAUCCCACACCGACCACUCCCUAGCUAGAACCUCUCAUCCCUCCUCCAGUCGUCAUGGCGUCCGCAUCAGGAGACGAUCGGCCCCGCGUGCUCGUUACCGGGGCAACCGGCUUCAUCGCUUCCCACAUCGUGCAGCAGCUGCUGGAGUCCGGCCAGUACACGGUCCGCGGAACGGUCCGCGACCUCACGCAGAAAAACAAGAUCGCCCACCUGAAGGCGAUGGUGAACGCUCCCCCGGAUCCGGAACCUGAGCCGGAACCAAUCAAGGACGAGAAGAUUGAAGACAAGAAGGACGAAGACAAGAAGGACGAAGAGAAAAAGGAGGAAGAGAAAAAAGAGGAAGAAAAGAAGGAAGAAGAGAAGGAGAAGAAAGACGAGCCCGAGGAGAAGAAAGAGGAGAAGAUCGAGGAUGCUGCGGAGGGAGACAAGAAGGAGGAACCUGCAGCUGAUGCAACAACUGAAGAGAAGAAGGAGGAAACAGCUGAAGCAAAGACAGAAGAGAAAACAGAGGAGACCCCAGCUGAGGGAGGGGAGGAGAAGAAGGAAGGAGAAGACGUGAAGGCUGAUGAGACCAAGACGGAGGGAGACGGAAAGACUGAUGAUGAGAAAGUUGCUGAGAAGAAAGAGUGCUGGAGGGGCCUUAUUGAGGGGUGCACGUACGUGAUCCACACGGCCAGCCCCUUCCCCCUCACCAACCCUCGCAACGAGGAUGAUGUCAUCAAACCCGCCGUGGAGGGCACCACCAACGUGCUCAAGGCUGUGGCAGCUAACGGUGAGAUCAAGCGCGUCAUCCUGACCAGCUCACUGGCAGCCAUCUGUGGAAAUCUCUAUAUCAAACCAGCCGCGCCGGAGGCUAAUAAGGUCUACACCGAGGAGGACUGGACCAACACCGAUCGCGCCCAGGCAUACCUCAAGUCCAAGGCUCUGGCCGAGAAGGCAGCCUGGGACUACAUGAAGGACCUUAAAGAGGGGGAGAAGUUCGAGCUGGUCGUUCUCAACCCUGGGUAUGUGAUGGGACCAGUCAUCAGUAAGAACUCCUUUACCAGUAUGGAGGCUGUGGUCCGGCUGCUCCAGCGAUCGAUGCCGGCCGUACCGAAGAUCAACCUCAACAUCAUCGAUGUUCGCGACGUCGCCAAGGCGCACAUCGUCGCUCUAACCAAUGAGCAGGCAGCAGAUAACCGUCACAUCCUGGUGCAGGGGAACAUGUGGCUGCGGGAGGUGGCACAGAUCCUGGCUAAGGAGUUCAAGCCGCAGGGCUACAACGUGCCCACCAUGAGCUGCCCCAAGUUCCUGCUGCGAAUCAGCAGCUGGUUCGAUGGUGGCCUGAGGAUGGUCAUCCCCUACGUGGGGAAGGUCCUGACCUGCGACAACAAGCGCAUGAAGGAGGUGCUGGCCAUCGAGGAGCGCCCGCUCAGCGAGACCAUCCUCGACAUGGCGUACUCGCUCGUGGACGGGGGCUUCGUCAAGAAGACUUCCAAGUACAAGGGGCACCCCAAGAACAGGCCUGAGGAGCCCAAGGAGGAGAAGAAGGCUGACGGAGCCGUGAAGGAAAAUGGUGAGGUUUCCAUGACAACGCCCGCCGCCGAUAGCGAAGCCAAACCGGACACCACGGAAGAGCAAACUACUGACGAGCCUUCGCAGGGUGAGGAGCCACCCAAAGUUGAGGAAUUUCCCAAGGUCGAGGAAUCUCCCAAGGUCGAGGAAUCUCCCAAGGUCGAGGAAUCUCCCAAGGUCGAGGAAUCUCCCAAGGUCGAGGAGUCUCCAAAGGUCGAGGAGUCUCUAAAGGUUGAAGAAGAAACAGAAGAAUCUCCAGUUGUCAAGGAGACAGAGAUUACCAUAGAGAUGUCUGAUGUUCAGGAUGAACUGCCUGUUGCCACGGAGACAGAGCCUGAUGCAGAAUCACCUGUUGCCAUGGAGACAGGGCCAGAUGUAGAGUCACCUGUUGCCAUGGAGACAGAGCCAGAUGCAGAGUCACCUGUAACUACAGCAACAGAGCCAGCUCCAGAGUCACAUGUUCCCAUAGACACAGAGGCUGUUGAAGAGGCACCUGCCACGGAGACAUCGGUUGCCGAGGGAACAACAGUAACCAUGGAGACAGAAAGGCUGGAGCCGUCGGAAGAGCCCAAGGCUGACGGGGAGGUGAAGGUGAACGGAGAAGUCCCCACCCAGGAAGGAGACGCCUCCACGAAGGAAGCGGGCGAGGAGGGCGCCAAGGAAGACGUUACGGAAGAGAAAAAGGCUGAUGGAGAUGUGAAGGAGAACGGAGAGGUCCAGGGCAAGGAGGAGGCUCCCGCUGCGGAAGAUGCGCCCAAGGAGGAGACUGCAGAGGCCAAGGAGGAGAAGCCAGAGGAGGAGGCCGCCAAACCAGAGAGCACUUCACAACCCGAGGCAGAGGCAGCAGCCCCCAGCGAGUCGAGCGAGCAGCCGACAGAGGAGAAGAAAGAGGAUGCUGGGAGCGCGGCGGCUGCUGCUCCGGAGGAAGAGAAAAAGGAGUAACUCCCGCAUCCCCAGAGAAGAAUUCCUACCUACACAGAAUUUAUUGUGCAUUCCAAACGGUUCCUCUACUUAGUUGUCCUGACGUACGUUCUUUUUGUGUGGUUGUGGAAAAAAGUCGGAACCGUCAGGUUUCCAUGGCAACAGUAGUUUGUGGAAAUUUGAGAGAAAAGGCGACCUUUUAUGAAUUCUGGUGCUCAAGUAUGAGUGGCAAAGAAAUUUGGGCAAAAAAUGUAUGCGUGAAGCAGAAUGUGUGUUGUAUACAUGCUUGAGCGGUGUGGAAAUAGAGAAGAACUAAAAUUGUAGCGAAACUUAACAAUGUUCGCCACUUUUUGCUGAAAGCUGUCAAACUGUGGUAAUUUGAAUCGUACUGUAAAGUUGAAAAUCUGUGAGAGGCAGCCAGCCACCUUUCUUGCCUGUUGAUGACCUUAAUCAUGUGAUGUGCAUGUGAUGAUCAUGCUGUGUGCAUGUGACCAUCAUGUGAUGUGCAUGUGAUGAUCAUGCUGUGUGCAUGUGACCAUCAUGUGAUGUGCAUGUGAUGAUCAUGCUGUGUGCAUGUGACCAUCAUGUGCUCUUCAGCCUUGUUGCUGUUACUUCCAUGCACUUUUUCCUUCUGUGCCCAAACAGAUUCCAGUAAAACUAGCCCAGCAAUGUUGCAUGUUAGUCCAGAUUAGCACUAGUCUAUGGUCAUUGCAGAAAAUCAUGUCAAGUUUUCCAAUUUAGAUGAAUGAAGAAAAAGCACGGACAUGACCUCUCACACCCUUCCAACUUGCACUGUAAAACUGUGGCCUGUACCUGCCUGUUCUGUGGCCUGUACAAGCCUGUUCUGCGGCCUGUACAAGCCUGUUCUGUGGCCUGUACAAGCCUGUUCUGCGGCCUGUGUAAGCAUAAUCUGUGGCCUGUUCAAGCCUGUUCUUGCCCUCCAGCUAAUGUUUGGCUGCACGUUUUUGUGUUGUGGAAUCAUUGCCUCGUGUACAGUUACAAUUUACACUUUGUAAAGGGUGCAAAAAAUUAUUCCAAAAACCCCAAAAAAAUUAAAAAUUGUGGUAAUGUUGUAAGGUUUUGUCUGUAGCUAACUACUAAACUUACGACUGCGCAUCGUUAGAGAUUGCACCAAUCUGUCGCCACUUUAGAGGAGGUUUUUAGGGGGUUACCAUGGCAACACCACUCGUGGUAUUACAAACAAGAGGCCCUGCGGACUUGGAGAUGCACACGUCUGAUCGCUGCUCGAACAGGAAAAAAACAUCAUUAUCUUCCUCAAGAUCAGUCCGAAACUUGGGAAAAGAACGAUAUUGAUUAAAAAAAAAAACUCCAAAAGAUCUUUCCAGGAAGCAGGCACCAUUCCAUAUAAGGGCACAAAACUUACUUGGAACAUUCCAUGAUGAGUGGAGGCGGGGGUGAGGCAGCGAGCAGGUGUGUCGUCUCUGUACAAGGCAGCUCAUAGCGGGAGAAACACCAAAACCUCGAUGCGCAGUCGUUCGUUUCACAAAUCGUAAUCCAAGAUGGCUGACAGUUCGCGCCGGUAGACUUUCCCUUACCAUGGUUAGGUGACAAAGUAUCGUAGUCAUUAAACAUAAACUUUCUAUUUUAUGGCGGAUGGAAUACUUCCGAUCGACUACGAUAUUCUGUCUAUGCCACAAGAUCGUUAUCCAUUCUCAUCUACCCUACAAUGGAAUGGUUUGUGCUGAUUUGUGUCGCCACCAUGCCUGUAGCAGCAAUUAAGUGAGGAACCUUCCAUUCCAACAUAGGGGUGCAGCAUUUAAGGAUUUGUUUAUCAGAUGUGUAAGUCGUAAAGGAGUUUGCGGAUGUGACACCAAAUUUUCCAGCGUUGGUGCAAACAAAGCUCGUUGUAACAAGUUCCUCUACAACCUUCCCUUGUCUUAUUACCUCUCUACAGUUGCUUAUGAAGAAUCAGUUUCUCUACAUUGCCUGUUUGGUGCCAGUUAUUUCCCGUUUGGCCGUUCCCUGAUUGUCGAUUUCCCACGUGCCAAAGCUCUGCGACGUGACACAAACCCGACAUGUUCCCUGCUCGCACCUCUGUGUACGCUUCUGUCGACUUUUAAUCGUUUUGGACCGUUUUUGCACGACGUGUUAGCCACAAAUUUGUGGGCCAGCAUCUCUGGCAGGGUAGGAGGAGAGGUGGCCUGAUUGGCUUGUUGGAAAUCUAGAAAUCGAGACUUUGGAAUCAGUUGCAGAAAGGUUUGGAUCCUCGGAUCGUUUUCAGGGUUUGUUAUUUACUUCCGAGCACAAAUGUGGAAUAUUUCUUUCUGUAAAGUGAUAUGAUGAUAACAAGAUGUCUGUAUCUUUUGUAACAUUUUAAUAUUUCUUUAUGCCAAUUUUCUGUAUGUAUAAGAUUUACCUUCAGGUUACCACUACGAGUAUUACUAAUGUUGUUUAAGAUUAAUUAACAAGUUUGAAUCAGGACGUAAACAAGGUAUUUUUGUGUAGGAGUUAAGUUUUGAGUUGUGUUGUCGUGUGCCACUGUUUCUUGCCCAAUGUUACGAUAUGCACCAGAACAUGUAAAGCUCAGACGGAGGCUACCCGGAGGAAAAACUGUAAAAACAUAAUGGAGAGCCCCCUACUGGACAUUACCAAGAGCGCACCUUUCGACGGCCGUCUAAAUCCUCUUCAGGGCAGCGGUCAUUAUUGACCUGAAGAAGAUGGUGGGUGGUCAUGAAAAUGUGGGCUGGUGAAAUGGAGACAUUUACCUGUAGUUAUCCACUUAGGUAAAGUUUGAAUGCCUCCUGAGAAGCACUGUCUCAGCUUUACCUGUUCCUGAGCUAACGUCUUGCCUGCGUACCUGGUGACUUUAAGACACAGAGUUGCCACCUUAGAUGUUAAUAGCGGCGGUAAUAUUCCAUGUGAACAUGGGAGCAUCCAUUUCACUAGGAGGGGAGGACUGGCCACCCCUCACUAAUAUGCAGCACAACUUUGAUUUGAGCCCAGCCCUCCCCCUCUCUGUUAAUGGAUGUUCCCACCUUCCAGGACCCCGGACAGAACGUCACCGGCAAAUCUUGGAAUCCUCCCAGAAUUCCAGUCAGGAUUGCAUGUGAGAAUUCCAGUUCGGAUUCGAUGUGAGAAUUCCAUGUCAGGAUUCCACGUGAGAAUUCCAGAUAGGAUUCCAUCUGAGAAUUCUAGGCCAGAUCCCUUGUAAAAAUUCCAGUCCAAAUUCCAUGUGGAAAUUCCGUGUGAGAUUCCAUGUGAGAAUUCCAGACGGGAUUCCAUGUGAGAAUUUCAGACGGGAUUCCAUGUGAGAAUUUCAGACAAGAUUCCAUGUGGAAAUUUGGUAUUAGAUUCCAUGUCGGGAUUGAUGUGAGAAUUCCAGCCAGGAUUCUGUUGAGGAUUUAAUGUAGGAUUCUGUGCCAGAAUCACCCAGAGGGACCAGAGGGGACUGUCCGGGGCCUGGGGAAUUGUAGUGUGAAGGGUGGGGGCAAAGGUCAACUGUCAUCCAAUCAGCAAAGAGUAGGCUCCCACCCAGAUGCAUCCGGUGUGUUCACACCUGUCCUGUGACCUUGGAAAGAUUUUACUGUGUGGACAGUCUAGAAUUUCUCUUAUAAGGAAGACAGGCCAACAGCAAUCCUGGGUAACCAUGGCAACAUGAAUGACUGUCAAAAAUGUGUGGAGCUAAAAGGCACCUCAGUGACAAGCAUGCGGCAUGCCUUGUCUUGAAAGCAAGUUCAGCAUUGAUUGGCACGUUUCUAUGGUAACCAGAAUGAUUGACAGGAGCCUUGUGAUGUGAAACUACCCAUGAUGUCUUUACGUUGCCAUGGUAACCAGGAUGAUUGACAGGAGCCCCUGUGUGUUGGCCUGUCCCCGUGGCCUGUUGUGAGCUUACCAAUGACGUCUCUGCCUUAACUGUGUGAUUGUGAGUAGAACUGUAAAAUCUACCAGCUUUUCUACACGAGUCCGGCUUCAAGCGAUGUUUUCUUACCUGCAAAUUUGUUGCCCUCUAUUUUUUUGCAUAAUUUGGAAAAAAAACUGAGUCCUAUUGAGCCAUUUUGUAUGCUUUACUUCAAUAUGGAGCUGAAUUUGUCAUGAACUCUAUUUUUGCAUUGUUGAUGAUACCUGGAAAUAUUUCCUGAAUUGACUGUUUUGUACGUUUACAUGUUGUUAGUUAUGAGAACGAAAUCUUCAAAAUUAACGUAUAGCUAUGAACAUUCGGUUCCUAUCAGAACGAGUUCACGAAUCUCUAAAAUCCUUGUCUGCCAUUGUACUAUUGCAGUACCCCGUGUGGUCUGUAGGGGGAGCCAGUAACAUGUCACCUGGCACAUAACCACAGCGCCUCCUAUGGACUCCUGUGGGCACUGCAGUACUGGCUAGAUGUGUAGUCAGCUGGCUCUCGCCCUACCUGUAGUGUAGUUAGGCAGUGGACAUUACUAGCUAUUGUGCAGCAGUGGAGGUGUUCAAUGUAUGGACGCUCUGCCAAUAAAGUUCAUUCGCUUUCUAUGUUGUAUAUAUAAAA
Branchiostoma floridae (Florida lancelet) is the source of this 7298-nucleotide messenger RNA. Its product is annotated as patellin-2-like. NCBI's taxonomy places the organism in Eukaryota, Metazoa, Chordata, Leptocardii, Amphioxiformes, Branchiostomatidae. Gene Ontology annotation, biological process: steroid biosynthetic process. The record is from RefSeq and is a predicted model, not a curated record. Gene Ontology annotation, molecular function: 3-beta-hydroxy-Delta5-steroid dehydrogenase (NAD+) activity.